AUGGAGGGCGACUGGGGAGACUUCCAAUCAGGAGCCAGCGGCUUCCUCUCAGCGCAAAACGCGCCGUCAUCUGCGGCGGCACCGGCGCAGGCUGAGGGGUCCAAAGCGCCGCUAGAUCCGGAGCUCUCAGCGAGCGGCGCGGGGUCUAAGCAUUCGUCAGACGCGGAUUUGGCGGCGAGCGGAAAGUCUGCCGCGGAAAGUAGCGACUCGUUUUGGGGGGAGGGGGGAGAGCGGGGGCGGCGCGGAUGCGGGAAUGGACUUCUGGGGGGAGGUGCAGGCGUUAGGGGGAAGCGGGGAAGCGCAGGCGUUAGGGGGCGCGCAUCAUCCGAGCGGGUUCUCCGCUCACAUGAUGUCUUACUCGCACUCAUCCCCGCUCCGCCCUCCGCGCCCCACGCGCUCGACGCGCACCAGCGGAAAUCCCCACCCCCCCGCCGCCCGCCGGUGCUGCGCAUCCGCCCUUCCGCGGACCAGCGCCAGCGCCUGGGUCUGCGCACUCCCCGCUCUCCGUGCGCGGCCCUCUCUCCGCCCCUCCCGUCUCUCACCCACAAUCACACCCCCCCACCUCACACCCGCUACAAUCACACCCGCCGUUUCUUCCCCCUCCUCCGCACUCCCCCCCGUCUCGCUCCUUACCCUCCCAUCCCCCUCCCUCCUCACCCUCCCCCAUCGCUUCCCCACCCCCUAUCCCACCAGCCACAGUCACACCCGCCAUCGUCACACCCGCCACAGUUACACCCGCCUCUAUCGCGCCCCACUCACCCCCGCCCGGGUACAGACCUCCCCCACAAGGCCCCCCGGAACUGCCAAGCCGGCCAGCGGGGCAACCGGGGGAGCAGCAGGGGGGGCAGCGGGGGGGCCAGCAGCGGGGGGAAGGGGAGGGGUGGGUGCAGCGGGAGGGGCGUUAAUCGGCAGGGCUCGUGGCGGGCCAUAGUGGACAAGGUGGUGGAGGGUUACAAGCUCGCGGGGCUGGCGCAGCAGCUGGCGUUACGCGGUUACCACUUGCUGGCGCUGAUGAAGCUGCGCAUGUUACAUGGUUACCACGUGCUGGCGCUGAUGAAGCUGCGCAUGUAUGGUGCAGGUGCAGAGGAGGCAAGGCUCCAUGCUGCCCUUUGCGCUGCGCUGGUUGGCAGCAGCGCUUAUCGCAGGCAACCCAAUCUCUCAGCCCCAUCCGUUUCACCCGUGCUGCUUCGGUUCAGUAUCCCCGCCUGCAGGCUCCAUGCUGCCCUUCGCCCUGCGCUGGCUCGCAGCAGAGCUGCCCCACCGCAUGGGCAAUGCGUGUGUCUCCUCUCCGUUCUCCUUCCCAACCUCAAUCUCUCCAAUCUGCGCCAUCCUCACAUCCCCCCCGUUGCAGGGCUCCAUGCUGCCCUUCGCCCUGCGCUGGCUCGCAGCAGAGCUGCCCCACCGCAUGGGCAACCCCGCACUCACCUUGGAAACGACUGUGUGCUCUGCAGGCGUACUGCACAGCUAAGGCACACUGCACAGCUAAGGCGGCAGGCAGUGCGGCACGCGCUCGGUAUCCACCACCUGGCGCAGCGAGACUACCCCACUGCACUCCUCUGGCUGCAGCGCCUCCUGCGCUACGAGCCGAGCAACGCUGCCCUGCUCUCGCGGUACGGCCUCGUUCGGCUGCAGCUGGGGGACGUGGAGGGCGCAAGCGCUGCGUUCGGAUUGGUGGAGAAAAUGGUGGUGCAUCGCGAGGUGGAGAUGGAGAGUGAGGGGGGGGGUGGGGGAGGAGGGGGGGAGGGGGCGGGGGAGGGGGAGGGAGGAGGGGAGGCAACAGGAGAUGCGAGUAACACAGCAGGAGCCGGAGCGGGAGCAGGAGGGGCAGGAGCAGGAGCAACAGGAGCAGGAGCAACGGGAGCAGGAGGGAGCGAUGGGGGUGUGGGGGCAGGGCGGGUGACAGCAGCGAAUCUGGGCGAGAUGAAGAGGCUGGUGCGGCCUGAACAAAGCUCUCGUGCACUUUGCUCGCAAGGAGCAUGGGCAGGCGCUGCAGCUGUUCUCUGCGGCCCUCUGCCUGAUGUACGGCCGAGAUCUCGCGACUGCGGUGCGGGGCUGGAGGACCAAUUGCAGGCGAGCCCGCUGACAGCUGUCGACGAGACAGUGGUGCUCAACCUGUGCUCCAUGUACGAGCUGGCGGCGUCUGAUACGCUCAAUUGCCAAGAGCACGCUCAGCAACUGGCUCACUCGUUUGGCUCCUGA
Messenger RNA from Closterium sp. NIES-65, 2199 nucleotides. Lineage: Eukaryota; Viridiplantae; Streptophyta; Zygnematophyceae; Desmidiales; Closteriaceae. The record is from the annotation of a GenBank genome assembly.